CGAUUUGUCACUCAAGCAGUGUGGAGAUGGAAUUUCUCAAUGGGAAAUGCUGCUUUGUACACAAGAAAACUGCAACUCCUCACUUUCUUAUCAUAUUUAUAUAUGGAGUUUCCAUUUGCCACUCAAUUCAAAGGAUUAAAGAAUGUGGACUUACAUGCUCUCGGGGGGUUCAUUGUAGAAGCAGAGAAACCAGUGGUUUCUUCUGCGAGGACCCACCAGAUUCUCUGUUACCUACUGUGUUAGAAAAUAUGAAGAUCUCCACAGCUAUGAAGUGCCAAAAGAUGAAUCAAUGUUCAUUGUAUCUGGAUGUUAAAGGAACUAUUGCUCUUGAUGAAAACAUAAAAGGAGUAGAAAUCUGCUCUUUGACACUGAGCACACAGCAGAAUCAAUGCACUAGUGUGAAAUUUUCAAGAAUCAAAACUGGAACAAAAAAGGUAGAUGUUCAAUUUAACUGCUUUGAAGUGAGCACUGGGCAACAUGUGUAUGUUUCCAUGAAAACAAUUCCAUAUUUUUGUAAUAUUGAGCUAGAAGAAGAGUAUCAUGUAGAAGACUGCUACCACAGUGUUGUGGGAAACAGCAUACCAUCAUGUUCAGCUGGGAAGUUAAAUUACAUGGUGGAUGAGGAAAAGAAAACCAUAACAGUACAUGUUUCAGAUAAUCUGGAGGAGUAUGACUAUAAUGUAAGACUGUGUCUAAAACAUUACAGCUGCCAAGACAUUAGUGGAGCACACGCACUGAUAAAAAUGGGAAACUCUUCUAAAUCUGUCACUUUUCCAUAUUCAGAAAUUCUGCCAUGUCUGUGCAUUGAGGGUUGGUCUGCAUUUACUGAUGCAAGAAGGAUACGCCUUUGUCCUUUUAAAAAUGAAACCAGCACUCUUUGGGACAGCAUUACUUACAAUCCUAUGAUCAAAGUUCUAGCAUGGGAACCAUCCUGUGCUGUUCAAGUCACAGUUAAUCUUUGCUGGUUGACAAAUCAGGAUGACAAAUGUGUUAAGAUCCCAAAAUCCGAAAGGACAACAGUGGUUGACCAGGUUUCCUAUAAGGAUGUAGACACACAUCCUAGACUCUGCAUGGAGUUUACCACUGAGAUGGGAUCUUGGGUCAGGUGUCCAUUUGGUUUUGGACAAUUUCCAGGAUGGGAUAUGGAAGCAGUUGUCACAGAUGAACAGAUUGAAAUCAGAAUCACAUCCCAUACCAUGGCAAAGUUCUCUGUUGUUGUGUGCAAUAAAAUAAAAUUUGCUAUGUGUGAAUCUCUCCAGACCUUUACUUUAGUGCAUGGAGGAACAUCUGGUUUUGUGAGUCACAGUGUGUCACGUGAACUAUGUAGCUAUAAUAUUUGCAUUCAGGUCUUACGGACAGAUGUAAAUUACUCAUUUCCAGUUCAAAUCUGCAAUAUAUCCUGCAAUCAACCAUUCACACCGUUUCAUAAGAACAUCUUGCCAGUUCUUGCAGUGGCUGCAGGAUUUCUGAUAAUGGUCACCAUGAUCACAAUUAUUGGAUAUGCGGUAUUAAAAGUAUACUACAGAAUGAAACCAAAACAAGAAAUCACUUUAAAAACGAAAGUAAAACAUUUGUCAUCUGAAAUAGCUUCUUCACUUGAGCAACGAUAUCCAUUCUAUUUGCCAAAGAUGAUGAACUGAUGAUCUGGAAGCAGAUUCCUCGGUAGAGCCUAUCAAUAUGUGAUUUUAAUUUUGAAAGAAGACUUUUUUCAUUUAAUGUGGACUUUUCAUGCAUAGUUAGCUCUUUUAUGUGAAUCUGUGAGUGGAAUUGAAGCAACUUUUUGGCCAUAAUUUUCUGCAAAUACUUGAAAUCCCUGUUAACAUUUUUUUUAAAAAAACUUCUGAGAAUAAACAUUGUGCUUCUACCAUAAAGGUGACUUACAGUAGGGAAAUUACUGUAUUCUAAACUAGUCCAGCAAAGUUAAGAGAGGAACAUUCAAACAAGUAGGACGUAGUCAUACAAGCUUCAAAACCACAAAGGACCCUUCUUCAGCUAUUACGUCUGCAUAAUUGAUGUGACUCUACAACUUACACUAUGAAUGUUGACAUCACAGGCUUUGUUGAACUGCUCUCUUGUGGAUCAUUACUGCAAUAUCCAUUUUUGUGUUAUGUACUAAAACUCAGUACUUUGUGCUUCUUAUAUGUAUAUGCUAUGAACAUUAUUAAUAUUGCCCAAUAAACAUGCACACAUAUACACAUCUUAUAAAGUUCAUUUUAUGUGUUAAGUAUCAGGAAGUGUUAGCAGAUGCCCUUUUGAAAGUUGUGGUUUUCCCAAUCAGUUGUCACAACACACAUUCCAAUCAUAGCUGUUAGUUACUUGGAGCAACAAGUAACAUAACAAGUAAAGCUGAGAUUAAGUUGUAUUUUUAAUAGAAUAGUAUUCACUUUUUAAAAAUAAAAAAAUUAUUUAUCAUAGAAAACGAUGUUAUGCCUUUAUUUUAAAGCAAAAAUGCAGGCAAAAUUAAUAUUUUUUAAAUGUGUUGUCACAUAUACAGCUGUCUUUGCUGCAGUAUACUAAUUGAAUUAAGCUACUAUAUAUUUAUUUUAACUAUAUGCUUUUCUUAAAUGUAUUUUUGUCACACAAUGUACAUUUUGAAUUAUACUGUUACAUUUUUAUUUUAAUAAAUGUGUAUGUUUUGUUCUGUUACUUAAAAA
This is a messenger RNA of Spea bombifrons (plains spadefoot toad), 2654 nucleotides long. It is a transcript of the gene IL17REL, whose product is annotated as interleukin 17 receptor E like. The transcript has 18 exons. Lineage: Eukaryota; Metazoa; Chordata; Amphibia; Anura; Pelobatidae. The coding region runs from base 27 to 1640 and encodes 537 amino acids. Gene Ontology annotation, molecular function: interleukin-17 receptor activity. The record is from RefSeq and is a predicted model, not a curated record.